This is a messenger RNA of Alosa alosa (allis shad), 1638 nucleotides long. RefSeq lists its product as uncharacterized. Lineage: Eukaryota; Metazoa; Chordata; Actinopteri; Clupeiformes; Clupeidae. The record is from RefSeq and is a predicted model, not a curated record. Bases 103 to 1401 code for a protein of 432 amino acids. The transcript has 6 exons.
UCAAGCAUGUAAGAGAGGGACAAACCACGGAGAAAAGGGGCGUGAUUGAUUGAUGAAUGAUUGAUCGUGUGGUUGCUGUUCCCCUCCCUUGUGUUUAGUUAAAUGUCUGCACCAGAUGAAAGCUGCACACCGGGCCCCUUGCUGCUGUAUGUGGGCCAGCAGGACACCUCCCGUCUGCUGGAAGUGUAUGUUAAACGCAGCCUGAGCCUCAAUGAUGGACCAUCCAAUGGCAGGAGAGCUGGCGGGAAGCAUCGCAAGUGGGUCACACUGGCGGAGAGGAACAAGAGGAACCGCAGGCACUCUAGUGACACGUCUAUACCCCUCAUGGUGGACGCAGAGGAGCUUCCCAAUGCCGCAUUCAGGCCUGUCUGUGAAUCGCAGACGGAUGAGAAAGCCAGUGAUCAGAAGAACACGCUUAAGAAGAGGUGGAUGAGCUUCAGGGACAAGGGCAGGAGACCCAGCAAACUCUCCAAAAGUUCCAAACCAGCUUCUCCUGAGGGCAAGACAGCAGAGCCUGAAAUCACAGCAGUCUUAGACCUGGAGUCCUCCACAGAGAAAGAGGAAGAGGAAAUGAAGAGAAGAAGAGAGAAGAAAAGAAAAUCUAAAACUAAGAAGCCAAAGUCCUCCUUCUGGAAAAGCAUUCGCAGCUUCUUCUCACGUGGCGAUAGCGACACCGAUGAACGGGACCCCAGUCCUGUGAAAUCUGUGCACCCCCCCCAGGAGCCUGUGGAGACCAGGGGAGAUGAAGUCACGCUGCACCGCAAGAGGUCCACCAAAAAACGCCGCUCACGCAGGAAACUGUCUCUGAGGCUGUCGAUGGAUGGACGCUUCAUCAGCAGACCCCCAUCACUGGUGGUGGAUGGGUUCCAGAGAGUAGAGCCCACAGACUCGUACUAUGAGAAUGUGUCUGAUGAGCUGAAGAAGAUUGUGACUGAGGUGAUGGAUAGUCCCACAGAGGAGCAUGUGGCACUUGCUCCAAGCGUACUACCCGCUGAAACGGACACUCAGAGCUUGUCAACAGAGGAGGUGACAGACAAGCUCAUAGCCCUUAUCAAACAGCAAGGGGAUGUCCUGAAUGCAAAGGUGAAGGAGAGCCCCAGCCUGACCAGCUUCUUCCAGGGCCUGACCUACGGCUCCUUCCAGCAGCUGGCUGACCAUUACGUGCAGUCCGAGACGCCCGUGCAGCCUGUCGAGUACCAGGUGGUGGCGCCGGAGUUGGUCAAGCUGGCCUUCACGCUGGACUACACGGCCCGGGUGGCCAGCCUGUCGCACCACAGUCCCAGCCACAUCAUGGGCAUGGGCAACCGCUAUCUGCAGGACCGCUUCACAUACAUGACAGAGGCCCAGCCCACGAGCCCGAUCACUGAGCCCGGCCCGGGAAAGGUUCACUUUUUCACCUGAGACAAACACCUGCCAAGGAAUGUGAAUGUGAGAAACGUAGGGGAUUCCCUUCUUGGAGCCAGUUGGGUAAACUGAUGACAGAAAAUGGAGACAGACUGUGAAUUAUUACAGCACCUUUACUCAUCUGCUUGUAAUGGAAAGCAGUCGGAGGUGAAAAUAGUGUUUAAAAUAUACACAUCGCAGUGUGUGUAGCUCCGUACUUAUUCCAAAUGUGAAUAAUUUUCUGUAUUAUGUAUG